Messenger RNA from Spodoptera litura, 1759 nucleotides. RefSeq lists its product as uncharacterized. Lineage: Eukaryota; Metazoa; Arthropoda; Insecta; Lepidoptera; Noctuidae. The record is from RefSeq and is a predicted model, not a curated record.
UUCCGAUAACGCCAAUAACACACAGUCAAACAAAGAUUGCUGGAUGACACUGAACACUUCUCAUCUAUUUAAAACCAUGGAUGCAAUUGACGAUCGUUACAAGGACAUCCGGAAGAAAGCUCAAAAGUCUCUGAUGAAUACUCAAUUUGAACAGAAAAUGCUACGUGGACUAAUAAAGUCUAAGGGGGCUGCACAGCGUGAAGCCCACAGACUUACCCACACGUCGUGGACAAUACCCUCGGGAAUCAACUUCGGUGGCCAAUGUAUGACGAGAAUGACAGACUCCUUAUUGUUCUUUCACCGUAUGAAGCUUCGCAACAACACUCGUUUCCGUGUGACUGGUAUUUACAACGAUAUCUCCAAUUUGGUGGUCUUGAUAAACCUGGACCUACAUGACCUGCACCUCCAAGGAGCGUAUGACAGGACACUCACCGAUACUGACCCUUCGGUCCUCAUCUAUGCGCCCAGUUUUGGAGAAGUGGAGUUUCUUUUAAAGAAUGUGGAAUACAGAAUGGAAGGACGAUACAGAAUAAUUGAAAAACAUCUGACUAUUGAACUAGUCACUUCAGCAAUUAGCGUCAAAGAAAUAUUAAUGACGUACAUAACUCAAGCCAUUGAAAGUGCAUCAAUAACCGUAGAAAGGGACAACCUGGGUGCUUUCAUGGACAGACUACAAAACGACUUGGAUAUGUGGAUGAAAGAUUACUUCAAUGACUACUUGAUAACCGUUGACAUCGAUGAUAUAGAUAACAUGAAGGAUAUGGUAAAAUACGACAAGGAGAAAACUGUAGCGUUACAAGAGUACAUGGACGAAUCUAUAGACUUAAUUAAAGCCAGAAUACAAACACUGCGUGCCCAAGUUAUCAAGAUACCAAACUUCACACUAAAAUCCAUUCAUGGCCUGGAAAUAAAACUGUACGAUGGAGCUCUGCACGGACUGGACUCCAUGUACCGGCGAUCAGUAGCCACUGGAUUUAAAGUUUAUGGAUUACGAAAAGUCGACGCCAUCGUCGGAUUUAGUACUUUAAACGUGGUUUACAAAUAUGAAGCAAUGAUACCAACGGGUAUACCGCCUCUGUCUGGUGAGCUAACUAUGACAGCGAAUGAAAUAGCCGCCCAUCUUGCUCUGGUCGCGGUCGCCGACCCUGAAACCGUGGACUUGGACAUCCGCUUCUUGGAUGCAAUGAAACCUGGAUCUCUAACGGUUGAAGGUCCUGCAAACACAUUAAUAUCAAACUUCAAACAUCUGCUUGAACAUGAGAUCUUAACACUCAUGUCGACGUCUCUAAAACAUGGCAUAGAGCUGCUCCGAUCUCUACCUCGUUGUUCACCAUUCAUACCAAGUAAACUUGUAAGGGUGAAACUGAGUGAUACUAAUAGAGUACUAAACUCUCCUUCUGAAGAUGACAUGGACGAUGAUCGAUCGGGGCUAAACAAUGAUAAUAACGCUAACGACGACAAUGAGCAACUCAGACUUGAAGAUGAUGACAGUGAUAACUUUCCAAUAAGGACUGAGAAAACCCAACCAAAGAAAGCGAUGUUACGGUCAAAAAACAAAAAGAAAAGUAAUAAGAAUGCAAAGAAAGAUAUAAAAAAAAACCAAGAAACAAAAAUAAUAUAAAAAAAAACUAAGAAAAAAAUUUAGAGGACACAACAAAUACAAAGAAACGUAAUUUUACAUCGAUGUGAUAUAAAUAUUUGGAAUACUAUGUAAUGGCUGGUUUUAUUAAAUAAAUAGUAGUGUUCAGCUCCAACUACA